This is a messenger RNA of Tarenaya hassleriana, 1901 nucleotides long. RefSeq lists its product as uncharacterized. The coding region runs from base 61 to 1662 and encodes 533 amino acids. The record is from RefSeq and is a predicted model, not a curated record. Gene Ontology annotation, cellular component: SAM complex; outer membrane. The transcript is spliced from 4 exons. Gene Ontology annotation, biological process: protein insertion into mitochondrial outer membrane. Lineage: Eukaryota; Viridiplantae; Streptophyta; Magnoliopsida; Brassicales; Cleomaceae.
GUCGAUUCGCCGAAAACCCCCCAUUUUCGUAAUCUCUCACUUUGCUUCUUCUUCUCUCUCAUGGCGGAUCCGAUGGAUAAACUCGACGAGAAUCCACCGACCCAAGAACCCGACCCGAAAGAGGUGGAAGAAGAGGAGGACGAAGAAGAAGAGGAACUGAACGGCGACGAAGAAGAUGAAGAAGAGGUGGGAGAAGACGAUGACGAGUCCACGCUUCCGAGACCUGGGACGCGAGAGGGCCGAUCAAGUGAGGAGAGGAUCAAGGCGCAGUCACUGUUUCGCCGCAUGCGAGCCGCUCCGGUGCCAGUGCGAGUCCACGACGUGGUCGUCCGUGGGAACGGCAAGACCAAGGACCACGUGAUCGAGGCGGAGGUUGAGGUCGUGAGGCACGCAACGACAUUGCAGGAGCUUCUAGAGGCCUCUAGGGUUGCCAACUUCAAUCUUCAGGCACUCGAGAUUUUCGAUUCGGUCAACAUUACGCUCGAUUCUGGUCCUCCUGAACUCCCUGGUACAACCAAUGUCGUGAUCGAUGUUGUGGAAAGCAAAAACCCUCUCUCGGGGCAAAUCGGUGCAUACACUAAAGCAGAGGCUAGAUCCGCAAGUGUUGAAGCAUCAUUGAAGUACAAGAACGUAUUCGGGUACGGCGAUAUAUGGGAUGGGUCUUUAGUUUAUGGCUGUGACAAUUCCGCUGAGGUUAGCUUCGGGCUGUUCUUGCCGAGGUUCAAAGGAUACUCAACUCCAUUUACUUCCCGUCUUUACCUUUUGACCCAAGAUUGGUUGAAGUUUUCGUCUUAUAAAGAACGAUCUCUCGGCCUUUCUCUCGGGCUCCUCUCGAGCAAAUAUCAUGACUUGGUCUACACAGUUGCAUGGCGUAACUUAAUAGACCCAUCCCAGAUGGCGUCGAAAUCAGUACGGAGGCAGCUAGGGCAUAAUUUGCUUUCUACUUUGAAGUAUACCUUCAAAUAUGACCAGAGAAACUCGUUCCUAAGGCCAACGAGAGGAUAUGCUUUCGUCUUUUCAUCUCAGAUUGGUGGUCUUGCUCCGGAUAGUCGUACCCUUCGGUUCUUGCGCCAGGAAAUCGAUCUUCGGUAUGCAAUUCCCCUCGGGUUUUACCGUGCUGCUCUAAACUUUGGUGUGUCGGGGGGUAUCACCUUCCCGUGGGGAAACGGGUACCAGAAAAAGCCUUCGUCCCUGCCAGAGAGGUACUUCUUGGGUGGGAAUUCAUCCCCUGUCUGUUCUUUGGGAGGACCAUCUUCAUUAUGGGGAUUCAGAACUAGGGGAUUGGGUCCUAACGAGCCGAGAAGGGAACUACGAGAUGAAAGAGACGGUGACUCGUCUGAACGGGAUUUCGUAGGGGGAGAUCUUGCGGUUACUGCAUUUGCAGAUUUCUCUUUCGAUUUCCCGUUGAGGUGGUUCAGAGACAGGGGAAUCCACGGGCAUGUUUUUGCGUGUGCCGGGAAUCUGGCAAUGUUGUCAGGGAAUGAGUUCAGGAACUUAACUGCUCCAAAGUUUCUGGAGACAUGUAGAACCUCAGUAGGUGUCGGAAUUGUCCUGCCCACUAACCUCUUCCGUAUGGAGCUUAACUACUGCCGCAUACUGCGGAAACAAGAACACGAUCGGGCAAAAUCCGGGUUCGUCCUGAACUUCUCUGCUCCGUCCUGAGAGAUAUUCAACUCAGAUUUCCUUUCUCUGUUAGCCUCUCUUGAUUUCUCAAUCAACCCAUUGUGAUUGGAUUUGGUUGGUUCUCAUCCAAAAAGUUUGAUGAUUUUUCAGAGUCACUCUUGGAAUUCAUUCUUUCCGUUGAAACUGUUGUCAUAUUUUAGAAAGAGUGAUUUUGUUCUGUGGGGGAAAAUAAACUUACAAGGGCUUCAAGAGGGCAAAAAAGUUUUUUUUUUUUUUAA